AUGGCCUUAGUUAAAGUGAUAUAUCUGCUGGUCAGUGAAUUGAACUUAAGGACCAAAAAUAUAGAAAGAAGUAUCCUCUCGUUUCGUACUAUUGGCAAAGCAAGUAGAAAAUAUGGGUUCGCUUGUCCUAUGUCCAAUUUGCGUCGAAGUGCAUCUGCUAGUUUAGCUUUAGAUACCGCUUUUGCCCUCGAAAUUCUUGACUUUACUAUUGAGUUAAAAUUUUUUAUAAGUUAUCCAAAUUCCUUGCAUUUUCUUUAA
Funneliformis caledonium is the source of this 258-nucleotide messenger RNA. Lineage: Eukaryota; Fungi; Glomeromycota; Glomeromycetes; Glomerales; Glomeraceae. The record is from the annotation of a GenBank genome assembly.